This is a messenger RNA of Mycena citricolor, 2679 nucleotides long. The record is from the annotation of a GenBank genome assembly. NCBI's taxonomy places the organism in Eukaryota, Fungi, Basidiomycota, Agaricomycetes, Agaricales, Mycenaceae.
AUGCCCAAUCCACGUCACUCGUCGAAGAGUCCCAUCAAAGCUCAGGCCUUCACGCUGAGCAGUGUACGACCGCCGCAGCGGCAAGGCGCUUGGCGUCCGCCCCCUGUUUAUUGUGCCAACGGCGUAACACUGUAUCGAGACUAUGUCAGAGCCCCACCUGGUCAGGUCGGGUUUUUGCUGAACACUUCGCGCCUGGAGAAUCUCGAGGGCCAGGAAUCCCUGCAUGUCAACGAUGGAGUAUACGAUGAAGCUCACUACAUAAUGCCUCUGCAUUCCGAUGCAGUACCUGCCCCGACGGCGCACUCUGUGGCCCGAGAGAAGCAGGCUAAGCGCUGGGUCAUGGAAACCAUUCCCGCCCUACUGCCUGUCUACGUGGAUCUCAUGUACCAAACGGAGCGCCUGCAUCACCUUGAUCGUGCAACUCCAUCUACGGCCUCCUGCAUUUGCGGAAAACAGAAAGAGAUUCAGGUCUUUCUCCUUCGUUGGCAUGCAACGCAGCAGCUUGUUGCCUGCGGCUUCUUUCCAAGCUCGCCCGUUGAACCGCACCUGGGCGUGGACAUGCGAGUGCUAGAUUUUGGGAAGGAUCUGUUCCUCAACCAGGCACCCAACAACCGUGCACUGACCAAAACAAUCGAGCAGUGCCUGGACAGGCUAGGCUACAAGCUGCCUAACCAUGAAUCCCUACAAUGCCAAUUUGGCAAUGCAUUAGAGUACUAUGUCAUGCUGCGCCAUAGUACAGAUCAGGCCAUCGACAACAUCCUCGCCACCGUGCGGCAGGGGAUCCAGAAUGAGGACGACAGCCAUGAAUGCCCAACCACACCAGGAAAACGCCCUGCUCGUUCCGCCCCAAACACAGCUGCUGCACCGACAUUAGAAGUUGAUGAUGAGGAUGUGAUCGAAGCACCAAGCAUUCCUCUGCCUCGAUCCGUGCUCAAUGAGUGCGAACGCUCCUUCGCUGCAGCGGAUGAGACUAGAGCGAAGACCAGUUCCCAGUUCUUUGACGCAAACAUUAAGACACCCGGUGAGCGACAAUUCUACAUGUUUGCACUACUUGAAGCUCUGUUCCAGCACCUGCCGACUGAUUUUGUCGUUGGCUUCCUUUACGACAUUGCCUGCCAGUUACAACGAUCUGCAGUCAAAUACGACUUCUUGCCUCCAGAAUACAUGGCCAGACUGGAGUGGGCUGUUUCUGUCCUGCAUUCGUACGGUCAUGGAGCUGCCUGCCAAGCAGUCUAUCAUCCAAGACGCCGUACUCUAUUCGGUUAUUUGGAUGGGGAGGGUCUAGAACGGUUCUGGCACUCCCUCAGCCAUCUUGUCUCUUUUCUUCGUGUGUGCGGUUAUCACAAGCGCCGCUACACGCUGGAUGCACAGAUCAUACACAUACACAAGGGGAAUUUGUUCAGAUUGGGCAGCUGGCUCUCCAGGCGCUACGCUGAUUGCUGUCAGCAUAGACAGCACGCUACGAAUGCUCUGGCUGAAUGCCAGCAUUCUCUAUCGGUUCUGCAUGCAGAGCAUGCCAAACAAGUGACAGCCUUGUCACAGCCGUUACCUCGACAAUCGAAGAACGCAGGGAAAAUCGCCAUACAAGAUGUACUACGCAAGACAGUAGCAAUGGAUAGGCUGAAGAACCAGAUGUCGCAGUGGAAUGAAGCCAUUUACAAGGAGGACGCAGAACCCGUAUAUGUCGACUUCGCUUUGCAGGAGUACGCAAAAGCAGACGCCAAGUUAUCGAAACUUGCGGAAUCAGUGCGGAGGCAGAAGGCAGUCAUGGGUGUCGAAGACAAGGCGAACCUAGCGAAGCUGGUGAAGAGCAAGUACAUCCAGACUCGCACCAACGCCGCCGCCGCAAAAACAAGGUUGCGCAAUCGCUUGCAGCAGAGGAAGUUUGAGCUCGACAGAGUUGAGCAUGCUAAAAUGACGACUCACAUCGAGGAUGCUGUGCUACGCCGCGACCGAAGUAUCAAGGAUGUGUGCAGGCUAUACAACAGGCUCUGCAAAGAACUGGAAGAACUCAUCCGUCUUGGUUGUGCUCCACGCAAUGCAAUUGCUCCUAGAGAAAUCAUUGAGCAGGACAUAUGGGCAUUGGAUGUCGAUGCUGAAAUCUGGCUUGACGUUGGCCUGAUGGAGGCAGACGAGGAAACAGAGCCGCCACUGUGGAUGAAAAGUGACGCAGUUUGUCAGGGUAUCCAGGCCAUGUUGGAGCAGGACCGCUGUAACAAAGAGGAGCCGCGUUUGUUUCAUGAAUGUCAAGCUUUGCGCUGGUGGAUGGCCGAGGAAUGGGAAGUGGUGACGCGCGGAAUGAAGUUGGCCGCGGAAGACGGUGAAGCUGCGAUUGUUUAUCAGUUCGAGCUUCGCAAGUCUGAAUUGACAAAAUUGGCUGCAGCAUGGGAGAAACCGCUACGUCAGGUCCCGUAUCCCCCAUCCGGGUUGCCAGCAUGGGGCCCGUCUGAGGAAGAUCUGCUCCAAGUCCGCAUCGAGGACAUGUUUGCUAGAACGUCGGUUGGCAGCUGGAAGGAGCCUGAUACGCCAUCAUAUCAAGAGGACAUCACAUCAGACAGCGACUCUGGGACAGAUACCGAAUACUUUCCCUACGACGAACUGGACACCUUCGAGCGUGCCGGUGAUUGGCGGGAGCUUCAGGGUCUCUCAGCGCACAUGGACUAUCCCGAUUGGCUUUAG